AUGCAUGGCAACCAAUUAUUGCCAGAAGACUUAAUUCAAAAAAUAUCAGGACAUUUUGAUUCUAAACGUAUUGAUGAAUCUUAUCCAGUGCAGGCUUCAAAUUUUCGCUUUCAUGAUAAAAAAAGUCUUUUAGAGUGGAUAACCUCACCAGAGCUUCCAUUAAAGCUUUAUGUAUGUGAUUUGAUCCAAGACAAUUCAUUACAAUAUGGCGUAAUUUUACAGCGUUCAAAACCAGGGCGAGCUAAGAAAGCUGCAUUUAAAUUUUUAAAGGAACCUAAAAUAACACAAAUAAAUAAAAUUACUAUCAUCUUAACGCAACCUAAAACACGUCAAGAAUCUUAUUUAUUAGAGAAUGGUAUUAUUUUAAAGGAAAAAGAUGGAUUAGAACUUGAUAAAAUCCCUUUUACUGAGCAUAAUCCAAUACUUAAUGUUCCUUUGGAGGAUUUUAAAAACUCUAAAAAGCAAUUUUCGAAUGCAAUUUAUUGCCAAAUAAUUUUUCAUACUGUAAAAAUUUCCUUUGACCUAUCGGACAUCGAAUAUUUACAAGAUUUUUUAAAUACAGUUAAUUCAAAACUUCAAGGUCAUGAACCAUCUAAAAAUCUUUGCAAGUUAUUUGGUGAUGAUUAUGGGCAAUUGUUACCAAGAACUUUUACUUUAGGCGGA
This is a messenger RNA of Dentiscutata heterogama, 663 nucleotides long. The record is from the annotation of a GenBank genome assembly. Lineage: Eukaryota; Fungi; Glomeromycota; Glomeromycetes; Diversisporales; Gigasporaceae.